Thamnophis sirtalis is the source of this 408-nucleotide messenger RNA. Lineage: Eukaryota; Metazoa; Chordata; Lepidosauria; Squamata; Natricidae. The record is from RefSeq and is a predicted model, not a curated record.
CGGACGACAGCGACUUCUACGCCCUGCUGGACAUCUGGUUCCCCGAGAAGAAGUCCCUCCCCACAGCUUUCCUGGUGGACACCUCCGAAGAGGCCCUGCUGCUCCCCGAUUGGCUGAAGCUGCGCAUGAUUCGCUCGGAGGUGCCGCGGUUGGUGGAUGCAGCCUUGCAUGAUUUAGAGCCCCAGCAGCUCCUUCUCUUCGUCCAGUCCUUCGGCAUCCCGGUCUCCAGCAUGAGCAAACUCCUGCAGUACCUGGAUCAAACCGUUUCACACGACCCUCAGACCCUGGAGCAGAACAUCAUGGACAAGAAUUACAUGGCCCACCUUGUGGAGGUGCAGCACGAGAGAGGAGCCACGGGAGGGCAGACCUUCCACGCCCUCCUCACCGCCUCCCUGCCGUCCCACCCAG